ACUCGUUGCUGCUGAGUCGUUGCGAUGUCCGGCCGCGGGAAGCAGGGCGGGAAGGCGCGGGCCAAGGCCAAGUCGCGCUCGUCGCGGGCCGGGCUGCAGUUCCCCGUGGGCCGCGUGCACCGGCUGCUGCGCAAGGGCAACUACGCGGAGCGGGUGGGCGCCGGCGCCCCGGUGUACCUGGCGGCCGUGCUGGAGUACCUGACGGCCGAGAUCCUGGAGCUGGCGGGCAACGCGGCCCGCGACAACAACCUGGAAUCCCUAACCUCACAAAAUGGGAACUCGUACACUGUACGAACCGAAGUCGACUUCGCGGGAGCCCCCUUUAUACCGGCGCUGCCCAAAGCAGCGGCUCCACAGCGCCGCAUCCCCAUUGGGUGGAAGUUCUGCCGUAGAACGUCACGACCCGCUAAGCUUUGCUAUUGGACGCUUCUCGAUUCGCGCGCCCAUUGGCCGAGGAAACAGCGCCUCCCUCACAGCCAAUCAGCGACCGCGCCACCGCUCCGCCCGAGCAGGAUAUAA
Molecule: messenger RNA, 519 nt
Organism: Calidris pugnax (ruff)
Lineage: Eukaryota; Metazoa; Chordata; Aves; Charadriiformes; Scolopacidae
Product: histone H2A-like
Exons: 1
Coding region: 25-519 (164 amino acids)
Cellular component (GO): nucleosome
Molecular function (GO): structural constituent of chromatin; protein heterodimerization activity; DNA binding
Source: RefSeq, a predicted model, not a curated record